Messenger RNA from Styela clava, 4977 nucleotides. RefSeq lists its product as uncharacterized. Gene Ontology annotation, molecular function: protein binding; proton-transporting ATPase activity, rotational mechanism. The record is from RefSeq and is a predicted model, not a curated record. Gene Ontology annotation, biological process: signal transduction; proton transmembrane transport. NCBI's taxonomy places the organism in Eukaryota, Metazoa, Chordata, Ascidiacea, Stolidobranchia, Styelidae. Gene Ontology annotation, cellular component: vacuolar proton-transporting V-type ATPase, V1 domain.
UUCGAAUACUAACUUUUAAAAGUGGGAUUGUUAAAGAUAAGUGACGCUGUCCACGCUGAAUAUAUGAUAUUGAUUCUUAUAACCUGGUUUUAUCAAAACAACGGUUAUGGGAUCAGGACCAUCGAAGCGUAAAGAACAAUCUUCCGGGCGGCAAAAUGAGAAAGUCGACUUCAUUAAAAAACAGGGCGAACAAGAUGACGAAGAUCAAGUUUCCAUUUCCAGUGAUGAUUUCGAUAAAGGAAACAAAAAGAAUAUAAUUGGAAAGAACACAGAUUUUGGGAAGAUACAAACAAUUAUCGAGGGAAUUAUGGAAGUUCUUGGUUCAUCGGAAGAUUUUAGUGAAACAGGGAUUCUCACAAAUUUAAGGCAAGCAGUCAAGAUAUAUUUUGCUUUGAAAAGAACUAGACGAGACGAUCUCAACGCAAUUUGUAACAUAAUGCUCAGGAAAGGUAUACUCGAUGUGUUCAUACGAAUGUGGGAUCAUUUUCAUCUAAAUCCAGAAGAUUUUUACAGCAACGCCACAACUCUAAAUUUCAGAAUCAUGAAACAGAUGAAAUUAUUACUUUGGAAUUACUCAGAUAAAUGUGCUGAUCUUCCGAAAGCUAUUUCCAAAAAAGGAGAAGUUGUUAGGAGAUUAAUGAAAGAACUAACGAUGCCUGAACUUGGUGUGGGAAAUUUGAAACGACAACAACUACGAUACAUGAUCAAGGGAACUCUUUCUAUUUUAAUGAAUUGUGUGCGACAUUGCAACAAAAUCAAGAUUCACAUUCGAAAAAACAAUGGAAUAGAUACACUGCUUGCGUACGAAAAAUCAACAUAUCUUAUCAUCAAAGCAGAAGUGUAUAUUUUACUUGCUUAUUGCAUUACGGAGGAGGAAAAUACUAGAAUUGUGACAGGUUCUGGGGUGAUAGGAUUUAUUGUCAACUUGCUAUCGUCAGCAGUGGCAUCGCCAAAUCAUGUUGCCAAAAAUAAUUUGUUUUCGGCACAAGAAACGGUCAUUGCCUUAAACAAAUUAGCGCAGAAUGAUGAAAACAAGAAAACAAUCGUCGAAGCUGGCGUUUUACCAAUUUUAACUAGACUGUUAUCAGAUGAAAAGAAAACUACCCCAGAAGAACAGUACGAAACGAUAAAUUGUAUUUGGACGUUAGCUUUUCACACAGACAAUAAAGAUAGAAUAAUUAACGAGCCUUGCUUGAUUGACAUAACGAAACGUCUUAAGCUGCGCUCAGGGAUGGAUGCAAGAGCUAAACUGCACAAAGCAUGUUGCAGUUUGUUAUUCAUCCUCGACUUGGAAGAGAGAUUAUACGAAGAAGAGUUGAAGCCACAUACAAAAACAAAGCACGUCAUGCUUAGUUAUAACUGGGAAGUCCAAGAAACUAUGAUUAAGCUUCGUGAAUACUUGAGACAAAAAGGAUAUGAAGUUUGGAUGGAUGUGGAGAAAAUGCAGGAUUCGAUUUUAUCUGUAAUGGCGGAAGCCAUUGAAAAUGCAGCAAUUGUACUCGUAGCAAUGACCGAAACGUACAAAAACAGUAACCCCUGCAGAACCGAAGCUGAAUACGCGUACAGAAGAGAAGUUGCAAUUCUUCCUCUGCUCCUGCAAUCUGAGUAUGUAGCGGACGGUUGGCUAGGAGCCAUGGUUGGAACAAAACUCUACGUCGAUUUGUCUGGAGGGUUUCAUGAGAAGAAAUUUGCUGAGGUUGCUCAACAAAUAUCUGGCAUUGUUUCAUCAUCCAAAAUCUUAGAACAUAAUCCAGUUCUUGCCAAACCAGUUAAUGCUUCAACAUUAUCAAUACAAUCAAAUGAUGGUGGUGGAAACGGUCCGCAAGAAAGCUUACUUGGAUUUUCAAUAUUGCAAUACAAUAUACCAUGUAAUAAUUGGAGCAAACAAAAAGUAUUAGAAUGGUGCAAGUGUAUGGGACUAAAAGAUCAAGAUUCCUUUCCGAAAUUAGAUGGUGCAUCUUUGUCACAGCUAUGCAAAAUGCUUAUACGCAGUCCAGAUAAUUACUAUUCUGUACUGCGAAAUGAUUUUCAUUUUAGUGCUGAAGAUGUAUUGAUUAUGACAGAUGCUGUUGAGGAGUUAUUGGCAAAUAAGUUGCUAGAACGCGAUUAAAAAGUUAGUCAACGUUUUAGAAGUAGAUUAUUUUUCCAUCCUCAUUGUGAUUAUUGAGGUUUUAUUUUCAUUCAGUAACUGAAAUGACUAUACCCGGGCUUGUAGCCUGUAUAUGUGACCGCAACGAAACAGUACAUUCGGCAGAUGAAGUAGAAAUGGCACAGCGCUAAUAUCAAUGUACCGGUAUACUGCCUAACGACCUUUUAUAGACUCUGACAUCAGUUCACAACCUUGCGGAAGCAAUUAUGCCCUGAUAUGGCAAGGAAAUUGCGUCAGAGGCUGUCUUGCGUAUUCGUGGGUAUAUUUCUAUUUUGACGUACCUGGUACUUAUUUUCGAUGACUACUGAUACGUGUUCCAUGAAAAUGAGAUGCCCCGGAUAUAAUGUCAUAUUUAUCUGAAUUGAAAUGACUGAAACUCUUACGUAUUAAACAUACUUUGUGUUUCAAAAUAGAGAGAGACACGGAAAAAUGUAGGAAGUACUGGACUGCUACAUGAAAUGAGUAAUUUGAAACACGCUUGAGAGGGCGAUGAAGUAUGGCACCGGUAUUAAUACAAAUGGACGAGGUUGUUAUUACAGCUCUGUAAUGUCGGGGAAUUAAACGAUUAGGCUGGAAGUCAUAAAUGCCUUUACUUCAAUUCAUUCGUCAUUUGGAAACAGGGAACGAAUUCUAUGUAUAACACCAUUCUAUUUUUGUAGGACAUGUGCAGUUGCUGCGCAUAAUCCUAAUCUGUAAUCUUUUUCGUUUGUUGGACAAACAAGGAUAUAUCGAAUGAGUGAUUAAAAUUUGUUUGCUUUUACCUGCCUUGUCGUUCUUGAUAUCUCUACAUACUAUUGUCUUCUAUGCAUGGUACAAAGUCAAGCAUCGAAUAAUAUUGAACAAUUUAAAUUUGAACUUAGAAGACAGUCACAAAGAGUAAUGAAAAUUCCAGCGCAUUUUAUUACAAGAUGAAUAUAUAAUAAUAAUUUCCAAAGUACAGCAAGCCAAUUCAUACCAAUGACAGUAUAAGCGCAAAUUCAACUGAUCAAUGGAAUUACAUGUAUAUCUUAUAAGAACACGAUCGAUCCUCUAACACUUUAUCACGGCUCAAGUCACGGAUAUGAUUCACUUAUAACAUGCAAUCUAACUUAUAAUUGGACUAGGCACAGGAUAGAAAUAGACCAUUCCAUUUUUGGUGGUUAUAAAUAUUUUGAUGUUGAGUAACGUUUCUUGAACAAAUGAAACUAUUGGUCAUAAAGGCAUUUGAAUAAACAAAACAGUGAUAUGGCUUGAAAAAUAAGGAUAACAUAUUACCAUCACAUUAGAUUUCUAGAAUCUAGCAGAAAAGAAAACAAAUUUUCUCAAUUUUUAUCGACGACAAAAUAUGCGCCAAAUCGCGCUAUUGAUAGUCACAGAUCAUUUUGUAGGCUAUAGAAUUAUUCUUAUUUCCCAUACUAAAUUUUGGACAACUUCAAAAUGAAUACUGGAAUUGUAUCUUUGUUAAAUGAAUGGGAUAGAGUUGUACAAAACAAUAUUUGAGUACGAAUAUAGAAUUACCAGUUCAAAUUCGACUGCAGUAGAUUUUAUUUAUAUACAAAAACUUGCUUUGCUUCAUUUCAUAUUAUGUAAUCUUAAUAACAAUAUAAAAAUAUAAUGCUGUAAUAUACAUACUACUUAUUAAGCGUGCAUAAUCACAUUAUACGGUACUAUCAAUAGGAACAAAUUUGCUCUUGACGUUGGAUUGUGAAAUAAGAAAUAGUGUUAUCUAUGAAACAUGUAAGUGCCAUGAACUCAAUCUAUCUAACCCAUGACCAAAUUUGUGGAAAUUAUACAAUAAAAAGAGUGAGCUUAAGCAAGCAUAUCUACUGAAAAAAACAAGAUCAUGUAAUUAAAAUAAGAAAUAGGGCACUGUUGGUGUCCUAAUAUUCUAUAAUAUGUACAGAUGCAUAAUCAAACAUAUCCGUGACUGGCCUAUUACAUAGUGCAGCUUCCCAAAGGAAAUGGUUUAUAUUUUUGUGUGUGCUAAUUAUCCCAGGAAAAGAGAAAAAAGUCAGAGCAAAUUGGGAAUCUAUUCAAAAAAAAAAAUGAUUGAAUGUUUUCAGUUAGAUUCUAUAUGCAGUAACAGACUGGCAUAUUUUCCUUUCAUAAAUCAAAACUGAAUAUCAAAAUAACAACAAAACGUGACUAAAAAUCAAUCAGGACAUGAUUUUGUGAAUUUAUAAAGCCAUUAUAAUCCGUCAAGUCAAUUUCAGCUGUUGUUCUCUUUCCAUAUUCAAACUAUUUGCAACAUAUUAUUUUGAUUCAAUCGUUUUAUGAUGAAAUGCAUAAAAUUAUUAAUUCCUUUUUUGGUGAUGAAUCAUGAAAUAUUACAUAAUCGUGCGCGGCAUAGCUAGUCAUCAGUAUACCAGAGGAAUGUGUCAUGAAGUGACUUGAAGAAUCAAUUAUUUGGCCCAGAAAUACUGGAAUACGAAUUUAUACAUUGGCAAAAUACUUAUACUGCAUAAUUAGAAGCAUUUAAUAGAAACAUGAUCAACCAUUGGCUAGAUAUUAUUAAAGUUAACGAAACAUCCAUAGUAUAUACAAAAUUUGAAAUUUAGAGUGCAAUGCAUACAUUCAGGAUAGAAAUUAAUAACACACAUAUGUAAAAAGUUCUUGAAAUUAGACACGUUAAAAUUAAAACAUAAUUAAAAUAACCUAGAUACAUUAUUCUAUAAAAUGUUAAUUAAGAAAUAUAGUCAUCAAAAUGGCCAGUUAUAUUUCAUCAAAAAUCAAAGAAAUAUGGAGUAGAAAAGUAUCAUUCCUUCAAUUCUUAUAGUAUUUUAAACAAGGAAUUCGAAGCUACCCUUGUGUAAAUGGUAACAAAUUUAAUAAUUAGGUUCUGAUAUAAA